GCAGAAGCUCCUGGAUCAGCAGGAGCGCCAGGAUCUACAGCAGUUUGCGGAUCUUCAGAGCUUCCCACCUCCUCGGACCUCUCCUGCAGCUUCUUGCCUCUCGGCUGUUUUCCCAACAUGUGAAACGAUGUGAAACUUCGCCGCAGGAGGAUCUUCGAGUGUGAGGAGGAACCAUGUCUUCCCUGAAAGCAGCUCCUCUCUCCUCCAUCAUGAGCCUCCCCACCACCUCCAUGGCAGGGCUGGAGGUCUACGCUGACAGCGCCUCUCUGCUGUCUCUGGACUCCAGCGUUUUCUUCAGUGAGACACCGGCUUCAUGCAUCAGGGAUCCCCUCGAGGUCUUCGUCAUCAACGUCGGAGGGAGUCGGUACGUUCUGUCCCAGGAGCUGCUGGCAUCCCACCCAGAGACCCGGCUUGGGAAGCUGGCCUGCUGCAGCCGGGACUCGGUCCUGGACAUUUGCGAUGAUGCUGACUUCCUCACAAACGAGUUCUUCUUUGACAGAAACUCCCAAACUUUCCAAUACGUGAUGAACUUCUACCAGACGGGUCACCUUCAUGUCAUGGAGGAACUUUGUGAGAUCUCCUUCCUUCAGGAGAUCGAGUACUGGGGCAUAGACGAGCUCCGUAUCAACUCCUGCUGCCGGGAGCGUUACUACCGCCGGAAGGAGCAGAAGGAGUCCCUGGAUGUCCACCGAGAGUUUGAGGCAGAUGAUGACGAGGAGGACUUUGUUGGCGCGGCUUGUCCAGGCUUUCGCCGGCGCCUCUGGGACUUUCUAGAGAAACCAGAAUCAUCCCGCGCAGCUCGUACCUUUGGCUCACUCUCCAUCUUCUUUGUGGUGCUGUCGGUCAUCAACAUGGUGCUCAUCUCUCUGGACUUGGAGGAGGACUUUGGUGUGAGCUGGCUGGGCAUCAGUGGGCCACGGCUGCUUGAUUCUGUGGAGUACGUAUGCGUCAUAUGGUUUACCGGUGAGCUGGUUCUACGCUUUGUGUCCGUCAGAGAUAAGUGCCGGUUUAGUCGGAGCAUUCCCAACAUGAUCGACCUGCUGGCCAUCUUGCCUUUCUAUGUCACGCUGGCAGUGGAGAGUCUCCACGGCGGAUCCACGGAGCUGGAGAACAUGGGCCGAGUGGUCCAGGUGCUUCGUCUCCUCAGAACCCUGCGCAUGCUCAAGCUUGGCCGACACUCCACAGGUCUGAAGUCCCUGGGAAUGACCAUCGCUCAGUGCUACGAGGAAGUCGGUGUGCUGCUCCUCUUCCUCAGCGUCGGGAUCUCCAUCUUUGCCACGGUGGUCUUCGCUCUGGAGCACGACCUUCCGGCCACCACCUUCACCAGCGUUCCCGCUGCCUGGUGGUGGGCCACCACCUCCAUGACCACGGUGGGCUAUGGGGACAUCCGGCCUGACACGGCGCUGGGCAAAGUUCUGGCCUUCGUCUGCAUCCUGUCCGGAAUCCUGAUCCUGGCGCUGCCCAUCGCCAUCAUCAACGACCGCUUCUCCGCCUGCUACUUCACCCUGAAGGUGAAGGAGGCGGCGCUGCGGCACGGAGAGAUGCUGAAGAGGCUGGCCCGGGGCUCGGUGGGGGAGGCGGGGCCAACGGGAGUGGUGGGAGGAGUCAACCUGAGGGACGCCUACGCCCGCAGCGUGCUGGAGAUGCUGAGGCUGCAGGGCCGAGAGAGGGCCAGCACCCGCAGCAGCGGAGGGGACGAGCUGUGGUUCUAGAGCCAUGACUGGCCCCGAGCGCAGAGGAGGGGCCACAGAGAGUCAGGGGACUUAGAGAGACAGGGUAAGGAGAGAGUCAGGGGCCACACAGUGACGGAAAAACAUGGAGACAGGGGCCACAGAGAGUCAGGGGACUUAGAGAGACAGAGUAAGGAGAGAGUCAGGGGCCACACAGUGACGGAAAAACAUGGAGACAGGGGCCACAGAGAG
Molecule: messenger RNA, 1922 nt
Organism: Cyprinodon variegatus (sheepshead minnow)
Lineage: Eukaryota; Metazoa; Chordata; Actinopteri; Cyprinodontiformes; Cyprinodontidae
Gene: kcnv1
Product: potassium channel, voltage gated modifier subfamily V, member 1
Exons: 4
Coding region: 174-1712 (512 amino acids)
Biological process (GO): potassium ion transmembrane transport; protein homooligomerization
Cellular component (GO): membrane; voltage-gated potassium channel complex
Molecular function (GO): voltage-gated potassium channel activity; protein binding
Source: RefSeq, a predicted model, not a curated record